Messenger RNA from Fraxinus pennsylvanica, 510 nucleotides. Lineage: Eukaryota; Viridiplantae; Streptophyta; Magnoliopsida; Lamiales; Oleaceae. The record is from the annotation of a GenBank genome assembly.
AUGAUGAGGAAGUUUGCAAAGCCAGAAAGUAAUAUGAUUCCAAUAGAAGUCAUUCUCACAAGUUUCAAUAGAGUAACAAUUUCGACUAAAGGAGUUAUGCCACUGGACAUAACUGUAGAGAAAACUACUAGGACCAUUGUUUUCUUUGUAAUAGAUGUCUCUACUAGUUACAACGUGCUACUAGGAAGGGAUUGGAUCCAUAGGAGUUGUUGCAUACCUUCAUCUCUCCACCAGUGCCUAGUAUUUUGGAAUGACAAGGACAAAGCAGAAGUGGUACAAGCAGAUCAUAGACCCUUUGUUGCAGAAGCAAACUCGGUGGAAAGAUUCAUGUACGAAGGAAAUUAUAGACCUAUCAAGAUAGUCAAAGAUGGAGAAAAAACUCAAAUUGUUGCACAGAGUGAAGAGUCAUUUUCAGUGGAUGCACUUACUGAAAUGUUCAGUCAAAUGAGGCCAAACAUAGUGGCCUUGGAAGAGCAAGUGAAUGACAAAAAGUUAAUCAAAGAACUUUAA